GAGUAUUUAUAUUUGGGCGUCAAACGUUCCAGCAUCAAAGAAUUUCCUUGUGUUGCGAGUAUAUAGGAAAGUCAGCUUUACAAAUUACAAAACCACGCCAGAUUAUUACUACUAAUCAAAAUAAACUGCAAAAUAGCAAGUUCCCAGCAAAUGCAGGCUAGAGUGAGACGACCAAUGACUGCAUUAUUGUUUAUUUAAACGUGAAAGUUCUGCCUUUGCCCCCAUUCAACAUUAUUUUUAUUGGAUACUCGAAAUAUAAAAUGCUAGUGUAGUCCAAAAACCCACACCCAUUUGAUUUUGAUUCUACUUUCCUGCGCAUGAGAGAUGUCCGCCGCCCUCCUCCUCCUCCUCUGCUUGGCCGUGGCCGUUGCAGAAGCCACCAAGAUGAAAACCUUCAACGAAAGAUACCAGGGUUUCGAAUUCGGAAAAUACAAGGACAUCAUUCUGGUAGGCAACGCAACCAUCAACAACGGGGCUCUGCAAGUAACCAAUGAUAGUGCUAAUCCUGCUGCCAUCUCCCAUGUUUCUGGUCGCAUCCUCCUCAACAAGCGCUUUCGCCUCUGGGAAGGCGACCCCGACUCCACCACCGCUCCUCCUCGCCAACCCUCUUUCAACACCUCCUUCCUCGUCAACAUGUUCCCCGUCCCUAACGUAACCGCCGGUGAAGGUCUGGCUUUCGUCAUCGUCCCCACCCGCUUCGCCCUGCCGUUUAACAGCUCCGGCCAGUUCCUCGGCCUAACCAACGCCUCCACCGACGGCGCAACCGGCAACGAGGUAAUCGCCGUGGAGCUGGACACCUUCAAGCAAGAGUUCGACCCCGACGACAACCACAUAGGGCUCGACCUCCACAGCGUCAGAUCUGUGGUGGUUCAACCUCUGGCGCCCUAUAACAUCGUCCUUGCUUCAAACCCGGCCAGAUUCUACAACGUGUGGGUCGACUACGACGGCACCAACAGACGCAUCCAAGUCUACAUCGCCGAGCAGGCGGGGAAAGACGUGGCGACGCCGCUCAAGCCCCGGGAGCCGAUACUGUCGUACGGUCUGAAUCUGACGGAUCACGUGAACCGGGAUUCGUAUUUCGGGUUCGCGGCGUCGACGGGGAGCGCGGUGGAGUUGAACUGCGUGCUGAGAUGGAACCUGACCGUCCAGCACUUCGACGAGGAUCCGAAUUGGGUGGUGAUCGGUCUGGCGGCGGGGAUUCCGGGGGCGGCGUUGGUGGUGUUAGGGGCGGUGCUGGUGGUGUACUACUGGCGCAAGCGGCGGAUGGCGAUUUCGAAUCCGAAUCUGGUGGGGGCGCUGCGAAGCCUGCCCGGAACGCCGCGAGAGUUCGAGUUCAAGGACUUGAAGAAGGCCACCAACAGCUUCGACGAGAAGAACAAGCUCGGGCAGGGCGGCUACGGGGAGGUUUUCAGGGGGGUCCUCGUCAAGGAAAAUCAGCUGGACAUCGCCGUCAAGAGAUUCUCCAGGGAGCUUCAAGGCCAGGACGAUUUCUUGGCCGAGCUCACCAUCAUCAACCGUCUCCGCCACCGCCAUCUUGUCAAGUUACUCGGGUGGUGCCACAAGUAUGGGAAGCUGCUGCUGGUGUACGAGUACAUGCCCAACGGCAGCCUAGACAAGCACCUCUUCGUGGGGCCGAACGUGCAGGCGCUGGGGUGGCAGGUCCGAUACAAGAUCAUAUCGGGCGUGGCCUCCGCCCUGCAGUACCUGCACAACGAGUACGACCAGAGGGUGGUGCACCGCGACCUCAAGGCCAGCAACAUCAUGCUCGACUCCAACUUCAACGCCCGUCUCGGUGACUUCGGCCUGGCCCGGGCGCUCGACAAUGAGAAGACGUCCUAUGCCGAAGCAGAGGGGGUGUUGGGCACCAUGGGCUACAUUGCCCCCGAGUGUUUCCACAUGGGCAAGGCCACGCAGCAGUCGGACGUCUACGCCUUUGGUGCCGUGGUGCUCGAGCUCGUGUGCGGGAAGCGCCCCGGGGCCAAGAUCGGCGGUUUCCAGCUGCUCGUGGAUUGGGUUUGGUACCUGCACCGCGAUGACCGGUUGCUGGAGGCCGUGGAUCCGAGGCUGGGCGAGGACUAUGUGGCCGAGGAGGCGGAGCGGCUGCUGCUGCUGGGGUUGGCGUGCUCACACCCGGCUGCUGGCGGAAGGCCUAAGACGCAGGAGAUAGUGCAGAUCAUAUCGGGGACGGUGCCCGCGCCGGUUGUCCCGCCGUUUAAGCCGGCGUUCGUGUGGCCCGCGGCGGGGCCGAUGGGUUUGGACACUGACUCCACCCAAUCGAUGACGACCACCUCGCAUUUUGGGUCGGGGUGGAGUGGGCAGUACCUUAGCAGGGAGAGCUACACUGGCUACACUGACUCCUUGGUGUAGUUUCUUGUUGUGGAAAAGCAAUCAUCAAUGUGCAUUCUUCUAUCUGUCUCCUCUUUUCUUUCUUCUUCUUUUUUUUUUUUUUUUCUUCUUAUUCUUAAAGAUACUGUUUAGCAUACAAAAUUGUUGCAGUUUAAUUUGUUGUUGGAUUGGAAGUCCCAAGAUUUUCUGUCAGGAUAGCAGCAGUAAAACGUUUGGAUUGUGUAGUCCAUGGCGUCAUGUAAUUGUCAACACGUAAAUUUUUUUAUGAAUUUGUAUGAUAAAUACAACACGCGCAUAAUUUUAUAAUAGAGCAUUCAUUCAAGAGGGUCCCAAA
Salvia miltiorrhiza (redroot sage) is the source of this 2680-nucleotide messenger RNA. RefSeq names its product probable L-type lectin-domain containing receptor kinase S.5. The transcript is spliced from 2 exons. NCBI's taxonomy places the organism in Eukaryota, Viridiplantae, Streptophyta, Magnoliopsida, Lamiales, Lamiaceae. Bases 325 to 2367 code for a protein of 680 amino acids. Gene Ontology annotation, biological process: protein phosphorylation. Gene Ontology annotation, cellular component: plasma membrane. Gene Ontology annotation, molecular function: ATP binding; carbohydrate binding; protein kinase activity. The record is from RefSeq and is a predicted model, not a curated record.